GGUUUAUGCCGUCGCGACGCCAGUGCGACGUCGACGGGCGUCCCGGCCGUCCGACGCUCCCGCGUCCUCAUCGUAAAGACGCGCAUCAGUGGCGUCCUUGUGUGUAUCUCCUUGAGUGCAAUAUUCUAACAGCCUGCGAAAUUGACUCGGGAUUCACUGAUUUCAAAGCGCUGGAUGCUGCGGACUAUAUUCACGUCAGAUCUGGACCACUCGAAUGGAGAAACACCUGUUGUCAGAAAUACUCUCUUAAAAUUCCUAAAGUGCCGGGAGACCCUAAACCGAUUCCAAGUGAUUUGAACUCGAUGAUCCCCGUCACAGUGGGCCCAACGGGUUACUUCGCCUAAACGAAGUGCGAGCCUCUUCGUUGACCCGUAAACUCUUUAUAGCCCUUUAUCGAGAUCGUUUCACGAGGGUGAAUAACCA
Molecule: messenger RNA, 423 nt
Organism: Cephus cinctus (wheat stem sawfly)
Lineage: Eukaryota; Metazoa; Arthropoda; Insecta; Hymenoptera; Cephidae
Exons: 3
Coding region: 6-344 (112 amino acids)
Source: RefSeq, a predicted model, not a curated record